CCUAAAAAGCGGCGUCGUUUUUUAGUUUAACAAUAUAGCAAUAUCAACACAGUUUUUGCCUGCCUCCCAUCUGGUGGGCUCUGCUCCGAGAACUGUCGCCGUCGGCCGAUUGACGGAGGAGAUGUGCAGCGAAGUCAAGGAAGAAACAUUCGACAAAGCCACAGCGGCGGUCGAAGAGCUAUAUCACAUCAGAGACACCUUUUUUCCUGUAAAUUCCGAUGACAAACUUUCCAAAUUACGGGAGCUAUCGGAUCUUGCUGUCAAGAUCCUCGAUUCCAUUUCUCCAGAACAAAGGAAAUCACCUUUGCAGCGAGCUAUGUAUGAAUAUCUGAGAGGAAAAAUGUUGGACGUAUUUCCAGACUACAGAAAAGAAGCAGAGGAUCAUCUCUCCAAAGCUGUUAAGUUGAAUCCUUCUCUUGCGGAUGCCUGGCUGUGUUUAGGUAACUGCAUUUGGAAGAAAGGAGAUCUAUCUUCAGCAAAGAACUGCUUUACUUUAGCAUUAAGCAAGCGCCCAGAGAAAAAAUUACUUUGUCAGCUAUCAAUGCUUGAAAGGAAAAUGGCUCAAGGUACUGAGAAUGAGGCAAAACUUGUAGAAGAAAGCAUUCAACAUGCAAAAGAAGCAGUUACUUUGGAUGUGAAGGAUGGAAACUCUUGGUAUAAUCUAGGAAAUGCAUGCCUCACAAGUUUUUUUGUUACUGGAGCGUGGGAUCAUAAUAAGCUUCUGCAAUCUUUGAAGGCAUAUCAAAAUGCGGAAAAAGAUGAAAAAAUGAUGUCAAAUCCAGACUUGUAUUUUAAUUGUGCAACUGUUAACAAAUAUCUGGAGAACUAUGAGAGGGCCCUAAGUGGAUUUGAGGCUGCUGCUUUGAAGGAUCCUAGUCUUAGCGCUACUAGGGAGGUCCACAAGAUGGUGAAUCUUCUUGACAAAUUGGAUAACAUGUUGAAGGCACAUGCUAAAACACGAAGAGUCACGUCGUUUUCAUCAUCAGUGGAUAUUGUUAGUUCUAAUUCGUCAUACAAGAGAGCCACUGUAGACCUUCUGUCAGAGGGUCUGAACAAAUCAGUUGCAGUAAUUGGGAAGGUGUUGUUCUUCAUUAAGCAUGAUAGUCUUGCCCCACUAUAUUAUUUGUUGUGUGAUUCAAACCAAGCAUGCUUUGUUGUAUCUUUGUAUGGUAUGCGGAAUGAUACGGUUAAGGUAGGAGAUCAGAUAACAUUACUGGAACCGUAUUAUCGCAACUUUGAUUUUUCUUGGAAGGGAAAGCAUUACCAGUUCAAUUCAAUCCGGGUCGAUUUCUUAGAACAAGUUCUUGUCAAUGGAAAAGCUCCGUCUGCUCACCAGGCAGUCCAGACAUCAAUAUAUGCCCAACACAAACCUUGAAAAGUGUUAGGGGGCUGUAUUAUCCAUGGGUCUUUGAUGCUCAUCUGUGUGUUAGGUGUAAAUAGAUUUGAAAAGUGAAUGGAAAUUUUGAAGAAACAGCACCUAGAGGAAUCAGAAGAACAUAGUUGCAUAGGUAGUUUCAAUUGUUGUUGUUGCUUGGUGUUGUGCUUUGAAUUGAAUCUUUUUACAGAGUGAUUGUUGUAUUUAAUAUUGAUUUCCCACCCAAAUGGCUUUGUAUAGUGCCGAUCUUGACAAUGAUCAUGAAUGCUUAGUUUUAUUGUA
Molecule: messenger RNA, 1657 nt
Organism: Cucurbita moschata (crookneck pumpkin)
Lineage: Eukaryota; Viridiplantae; Streptophyta; Magnoliopsida; Cucurbitales; Cucurbitaceae
Product: tetratricopeptide repeat protein 5-like
Exons: 13
Coding region: 122-1375 (417 amino acids)
Molecular function (GO): protein binding
Source: RefSeq, a predicted model, not a curated record